This is a messenger RNA of Xenopus laevis (African clawed frog), 6690 nucleotides long. It is a transcript of the gene zbed4.L, whose product is annotated as zinc finger, BED-type containing 4 L homeolog. Gene Ontology annotation, cellular component: nucleus. Lineage: Eukaryota; Metazoa; Chordata; Amphibia; Anura; Pipidae. The record is from RefSeq and is a predicted model, not a curated record. The coding region runs from base 1084 to 4776 and encodes 1230 amino acids. Gene Ontology annotation, molecular function: protein dimerization activity; DNA binding. The transcript has 4 exons.
UAGUACCAAACAUUUUAUUUUAAAACUGCAAAUAGAUUUUAUUUGUCAUGGGAACUGAAUACAGUGUCCUAAACGAGCCCCUUUAAUCUAAGCGUCCACCAUAAGACGUAACACGAGGUGCAGCCUGUAACAGAGCCAUCGGCGUCCCCCACCUCCCCCCGCGUAUCACCACAGCAACGAAAACAUAGUGGACUCUUUUGCCUCCCUAAUGAUGGCGGGACGUAGUGGUUGUGACGCAGCUACGUAAUAGCGAGUGGGGAGGGGCGGCACGCGUUGUAGUAAGAGCGCAUUGUCUGUUUGAAAGGAGGAAUCUGGGCCGAGUUAAGGCCACCGAGUAAAAGGUCUUUAAAAGACCGGGUGGUCGUGAAGAUUUUCGUGUUGUUCCCAAAAGUGGGUUUGUUUUGUUCUUCCAGUGGCUGGAUCCAACUGAGUAACGGACUUGGGUUGAGGGCGAUGUGUGAUCCUUUGUAAGUGGCUACGCUUCUCGCCUGCCUUUACUUGUGGAUAACAAGCCGUCUCCGUUCGCUGCUGAUAAGCCAGUGUGAGUCUGCCACCGGCAGUCCCACACACCAGCUGUUAUGUACGUAACUGAGUGAUUAUCAAGCUGCGGAAAAAUACAUUUUGCUUCCUCAAAAAGAAAGGUUUUAAUAUAGACUGCUCCAGAGUUGCUUUGUUCUGUUCUGUGCAUGCUCUACUCAGUCACCAUGAUUGUACCUUCUAAACUCAUCUAGAACUUGAAUGCCUUCAGGAGAAAUCUGGUACAUCUGAUCAACCUGGACACUGGUGGCCACACAGCAUGAGUGGCUGAAAAAAAUCUUGACUCCGUAUACAAGGUGGACUCUUAUCAAUCUGACCGAAACUGCAUCAAAUAUGCUGAUUUAACAAGCUGUACCGAAUUUUUUUUUUGCAAGAUACACAUUGGAUGCCACAAGAUUCAUGAAAAGUCUUCACAGUUUGACAGCAAGAAAUGUCUGUGAUGUUAAAUUCUUCUUAAAGUAUUUGUUACUGUGAUGCAUAAAAUUAUUUUUAAAUGACUACUUCAUUUUUCAUAUAAAUUCUGGCAACAUUUUUUGCUCCUCAAAAAUGGAAAGUAUUCUUGUUGAAGAAAAAAUCAACGAUUUGAAAGAUGAAGAUGACCGAAAUAGUGACUUGGAUGGUAUGCAAAUAAAGAUGGAAUUAGACGACUUAAAACAAACUGAAAGUAGCGAUGAGCAAGAAGAUGAGGAUCAACACUGUGCUGAUACCUCAAAUAAGUUUGUAUCAACUGGCAAUGAGGAUGAGUAUGGUGGUCUUUUUUCUCAGUACUCUAGCAAUACCAAUAUACAUUGCUCCUCAAAAAUGGAAAGUAGUCUUAUUGAAGAAAAAAUCAAUGAUUUGAAAGAUGAAGAUGAAGACAGAAAUAGUGACUUGGAAGGUAUGCAAAUAAAGAUGGAAUUAGACGACUUAAAACAAACUGAAAGUAGUGAUGAGCCAGAAGAUAAGGAACAACACUGUGCUGAUACCUCAAAUACGUUUGUGUCAACUGACAAUGAGGAUGAGUAUGGUGUUCUGUUUUCUCAGUACACUACUACUCUUUAUGAUGCAGCAAUGGAGGCAGUUACUCAAAGCAUACUGAAGAAUAAAAAUAUUAGCAAUCGGAAAAAAUCCCCAGCUUGGAAUCACUUUUUUAUAUCUCCCCGGGACAGUACCAAAGCAAUAUGCAUGUACUGUAUGAAAGAGUUUAGCCGAGGGAAAAACGAAAAAGACCUAAGUACAAGUUGUUUAAUGAGACAUGUAAGAAGGGCACAUCCAAGAGUGCUUAUUUCUGAAAAUGAAAAUAUACCAGGUAUAUCUUCGUACUCUCCACCUACAUUACUACUACCUCCGCAGUCUUCAGAUUCUGCAGAAACCAAUGUAACACCUACUAAAUGUAAAAAAUCUGUGUUAAAGAUAAUUUCAGAAAAAGUACCAGAGGAAACGUUGACUUUAUCAGAUGAAAUUUCAUCAGAUUUUUCAGUGUCAGAAAAAAUCAAAGAAGAAGUUUCAGUGGAUUCUCCAGUGUUCUUCUCAAACAGUCAAGCAGAUGAAACCAGUGAAAACAUAGAAGAAAAAAAACACAUUCCAACUCCAAAAAGUUCAUCUGGUUCUAGGAGAAGGUCUGCUGUCUGGAAGCAUUUUUAUUUAUCUCCACUGGAUAAUUCGAAGGCAGUUUGUAUACACUGUAUGAAUGAAUUCAGCAGAGGAAAAAAUGGAAAGGACCUUGGAACUAGUUGCUUGAUAAGGCAUAUGUGGAGAGCUCACCGUUCAAUUGUUUUGCAAGAGAAUGGUGGAACAAGUUUGCCACCCCCGUAUUCUGUGCCUCCUACCUUAUUGCCAUCUCUCCUUCCUCCAGAUGGUGGGGAUGCUGGAUUUGUUGUUGUAUCUCCAGGAAAAAUUGGUAAAGAACCUGCUUCUAUACCUUCAUCUCCUGAUCGGGCUUCAGUGGAAAUUCAGUGUGGUAUUCCUAAUGGUAACUUAUUUGAUGAAGAAGAAUCUAUUUUGCAUUCCUCAGAAGGUCAUAGUGAGUCAUUAUUAAUAUCUUCUCCUGAAAAACUUGGUCAUGGUCGCAGAACUUUAACAUACAAGUCAGCUGUUUUUCAGUCAAAUAAAAAAUCUAUGAAAAGGUUAAAAUCUGAAGUAUGGCAUCAUUUCUCAUUAUCUUCAACCGAUAGUCUGAAAGCAAUGUGCAAUUACUGCAAUUGCAUGAUUAGCAGAGGCAAAAAGGGGGCUUUGGGAACAAGCUAUUUGAUGAAGCAUUUGUAUAGACAACACCCAGAAGUCCUAUUGAACCAAAAAAAAAUUGAUGUUGGUCUAGCCAAUUCUCCUUAUGCUACUUUAGCUUCUGCAGAGUGCUCAUCGAAAAUGACCGAAUUAACAAUAGUAAAUCACGAUAAUCAAAUUGUAUCUCCAACAAACAGCAAAAAGACCUCAAAACUGUGGAAUCACUUUUCAAUUUGUUCUGCAGACUCUACAAAAGUUAUAUGUAUGCACUGUGGUCGAACAAUAAGCAGAGGGAAAAAACCAACCAAUUUAGGAACCAGUUGUCUCUUGAGACAUUUACAGCGUUUUCACAGCAAUGUACUUCAAAACAAUAGCGUUUCUGAAACAUUAUGUCCUGCCGAUUCACAAACACCAGUGAAAUCUGAAUUAAAAGCCUCCCCUUUUGAUGAAACCACUGACAAAUUUAGUGACUCUCAUCCAGUUGCCAAAAAAAUCACAAGUCUUGUAGCUGAAAUGAUUGCACUUGAUCUUCAGCCAUAUUCCUUUGUAAAUAAUGUUGGAUUCAAUAGACUUCUUGAAUAUCUUCAACCUCAAUAUUCAUUACCAUCUACAUCCUACUUUUCAAGAACAGCAAUUCCCGAUAUGUAUGAAAAUGUUAAGCAGAUCAUAGCUUCACACUUAAAAGAAGCAGAAAGUGGCGUAAUUCAUUUUACAGCUGGAAUAUGGAUGAGCAGUCAGACACGGGAAUACUUAACUCUUACUGCUCAUUGGGUAACAUUUGAGUCUUCGUUAAGACCACAUUGUGAAAAUCACCACUGUUCAGCACUUUUGCAUAUUUCGCAGAUUGAUUGUGACUAUAAUGGUGUCAGUGUUCAAAAACAUCUAGAAUACUUGUGGGAAUCCUGGAUUAGUUCGUUUGGUCUUCAGAUAGGUAUAACUGUGACGGAUAAUCCUAGCAUAACAAAAACUUUAAAUGAGAGUGAACUUUCAAGUGUUCAGUGUUUUGGACACACAGUAGACCUAAUUGUUAACGAGGCUAUUAAAAGUCAAAGAAUGGUGCAAAACUUGUUAAGUAUUGCAAGGAAAAUCUGUGAACGUGUACACCGAUCCACAAAAGCAAAAGAAAAAUUAGCAGAACUGCAAAAAGAAUAUGAUUUACCUCAGCACCAUCUGAUUCAGGAUGUCCCUUCUAAAUGGAAUACUUCAUUUCAUAUGUUAGAACGACUGACUGAACAAAAAAGGGCAAUUGAUGAAAUGUCUAUUGAGUGCAACUUCAGGGAACUUAUAAGUUGUGAUCAGUGGGAAGUAAUGCAGUCUGUCUGCCAUGCACUGAAACCAUUUGAAGCAGCUAGUAAAGAAAUGAGUAUGCCCAUGGCCACAUUGAGCCAGGUUAUUCCAAUGAUUCAUAUACUCAACAAAAAGAUAGAGAUGUUAUUUGAAGAAACAAUGGGUAUCGAUACAAUGCUAAAGUCUCUUAAAGAAGCCAUGGUUUAUCGUCUUUCAUCGACCCUUCAUGAUCCGCGAUAUAUUUUUGCUACACUCUUAGAUCCCAGGUACAAAGCUUCCUUAUUUUCAGAGGAGGAGGCUGAGGAGUACAAACAAGGACUAAUCAGGGAACUGGAGAUACUAAGUUCUACCUCAGAUGAUGCGCCCAUCCUUAAUGGGUGCAACAAAAGUUCUUCGCCAAAAAACAAGGGUGAGGAAAACAUUUGGUCACUUAUGGAAAAUGUAAAGAGAUCAAAGACAUUGAAGGAAACGCUGCCAGAAGAUAUUGUGUUUGCUUAUUUGGAAGAAGAGGUUCUUGAACAUAACUGUGAUCCAUUAACUUACUGGAAUUUGAAGAAGUCGGCAUGGCCCUUAUUAGCAACACUGGCUGUCAGGUUUCUUGGAUGUCCACCUAGCAUUAUUCCCUCUGAGAGACUUUUUAACACUGCAAAUGAAAACUGCAAUUUUAACCAAAAUAGACUAAUGAUGGAACAUUUUGAGCAGCUAAUCUUUUUAAAAGUCAAUCUCCCUUUAAUUUACUUCCAGUAUUGAUCUACAAUUAGCAGGUGAAGCUUUUCCCCUAGAUUUUAACUGUAUUUUGUACAUUUGUUAAAUUGCUCCACUAGGGGCCAUGUAUGACAACUGAACUGACAAAUUAUUCUAUAACGUUCCAAUGUUGGGCUUUAAAUAUUGUCUACAUGUGCCUUACUUAGUUCUUCAGGCCAGAUCUUGUACAUUUUUUUUAAUUUCACCCUAGAAUGUUUGUUGUGUAACAAUUUUAAACAAUGUAGGUUUGUCAUAUCUGUAAAUACAUAUGUAAAGUGAUUUCUUUUAAAACAGAACUGCAAAAAAGAUGUAAACUUUUAUCUUGUAGGUUUUUUUUGUACAAAAAGGUACUGUAUUUCAUUCAGGCAUUACUUUUAUGUUGUGUGUUUUUAAUAAUGCUGCAUAUACAGAUUAGGACAUAUUACUAUGAAAGGGAGUCAGUUACUGCAGCUGAUUUUGCUCCAGCUAGCAGUCUGCUGAUAUGUCGGGUAUCCAGUGAGGUUAAAAUGAUUAACUUGUGUCUACACUGCAAUGACCCCUUCAGUGAAACAUAGAAGAAUUGUUUACAAAUCGAUAGUCAAUUUUUUAUGAAAUACAUUUGUUGGUCUGUUACAAGCAAGACCUUUUAUAGGCAAACCACAAAAAGCGUGUAAUGCUGCUAACACACAGUACCUGGUGUGUGCGUGUAAAUGAGAUUCCUGAUACUGCUCCAAUGUUCAGCAUUAAAUUGGGUCAUUUACAUAAUAGAUCUUAAAGGGGAACUAUAGUGAAAAUGAAUGUACUAUAAGCUUCAUCAUACUGAAAUAAGAAACUUUCUAAAUACAAUUAAAUAUUCUGCGUCGUUUCUGGAUUAAUCACUAUAACUAAACUAUUCCUUGCUCAGCAUCUGUUUCUUUCCAUUUUCUCUUCUUGCAGCAGUUGGGUGUCAGAUAAUCAUUGACCGAUCCAAUAUAUCUUAUCUGCUUUCCUAGCAGAUGAAUUAGAGCUCAAUCAAAUAAUGGAUUCGCGUACAAACAAAAUAACUGCCUCUUGCACAAAUUCUGCAUUUAAUUUUAAUAGAGUGAGCUCUAAUACAUCUUGGCAAAAGGAGGCCGCUUAUAAUAUGUAUUUGAUCUAACUGUCAAUGAAUAUAAGACACCCAACUCCUGCAUGAAGAAUGAAGAGAAACAUGCUGAGAGAGGGUUAGUAAAGAAACUUGAUUAUUUCAGAAACGAUGCAGAAUUUUUAAUUACUAUUUAGAAAACUUUGUAUUUAAGUAUGAUGAAGCUUAUAUUAAAUGUUAGUUUUCACUAUAGUUCCCCUUUAAAUGUGCUUAAAAGGAAAGGAAAACCCACAAAUUCUGCACCGAUACCCAUUUACCUUUAUAACAAGUGACCGCUUCCAAACAGGUGCACCAAAAGCCCUUCCACUGUGCUCUCUCCCUCAAAGGCUUACUGGCAUACACUGAUUUACCACCUGCCAGCUUUUACAUUGUCAAUACAAUGAGCAUAUUAUAGAUCUGUGUUAUACUUUUCUAUACUUUCCAAUCCAUAUAGGCUAUACAUGAUGGGUUUCCUUUCCCUUUAAUAACUGAGUAACUUAGUUGGUCUCUUGCUAAAACACUUUCAGUUUACCAUCAGACUGCAUUUUCUUGUAUUGUCCAGUUUUUAAAAUACAAGGUAUCUACCAAAAUUUGUUAUUCUUUAUUUCACAACAGUUUUUAUAUUUCUGCUGUUGUUGAAAUAUGUUCCUGUCAUAACAAUGUUCUCAAAAACAUUAGAAAAGUAAGAAUUUUUUUUUUUUUGCAUCAGUUUUUUCACCGUUGCUGUAAACUAUAAAUUUUUUGUGUAAUACUGUACCAGUCUGACUUAAUUUUUACAUCUAUGUAUUAGUGUAUUUAUAAAUGGUAAACAAAUGUUUUUGAAAUUAAACCAUUUAUUU